Messenger RNA from Brachypodium distachyon (stiff brome), 1079 nucleotides. RefSeq lists its product as uncharacterized. NCBI's taxonomy places the organism in Eukaryota, Viridiplantae, Streptophyta, Magnoliopsida, Poales, Poaceae. The coding region runs from base 333 to 920 and encodes 195 amino acids. The record is from RefSeq and is a predicted model, not a curated record. The transcript has 2 exons.
UAAUCAAUUCUUCGGAGUUCCCUUCCAAGUUCCAAACAUGCUCCGUUUCGCUUCAUCGAAGAGCCCUAGCCAUUUGUCUCCUCCAUAAAUACACCAAAAACCCCAAGCCCGAAUCCUUCAGUCACACACACCACCGGCCGGCUCGGAUUUCCGUCCCCGAAGGGCCGCUCCGCUUCCGAUCUGCUUCGCCGACUCCGCGCGCGCUAGUAAUGCAUUGCAUCUAGCCACAAAGGGACUGGUACGCCCGGUGGCACCACUGCUUGCUCACCCUCCUUUUCAUCUAUACUACCUCAGCAGAGCACACCAGCGAAGGCUAGUGCGUGUGCGUGGCCAUGGAGGCUCUGCGGGCGACCACCGCACGUCUCUUCGAGCUCGCCAGGGCCGUCCACCCGCGACGCGCAGCUCUGAAGCUCCUCAGGCAGCGAGUGACGCUCGCCCUGGUGAUCGCCAAUCUGGACCGCGCGUUCUGCGCCGACCUGAACAAGGCGGUCACCGAGGUCUGCGACGCCUUCAGCCGCGACGCCGGCGAGGCGGCCGACCUCGCGGCUCGCCUUGACGCCAUGCGCCGCGGCGGCAACGGCAACGGCAAUGGCGGCGUCCCUGCCGUGGCCUCCUCUCCGCUCCUGGCUUCCAUUGCCGGCCUCUCCGGAGACGGCCUCUACCGUGCUCUGAUGGCCCUGCAGCUCCCCGCGGCCGCGCCGGCGGAUGUCCACCUCGAGGCCGCUCUGGCCGCAAAGCGCUUAACCCUGCGCGACAGGCUGGACUCGUUCAUCGACAUCCUUGGAGCGAAGAUCGGCGACGUGCCGGAGCCAGAGGCCUGCACCCGCUUCUUGGCCUUCCUGGACCGCCACAUGAGCUUGGACAGCUACAUUGAGGCGCACCUCAAUCUCGCCGGCGCUCCACCACCUGCAGCUAGCUAAGUAAUGAUGGUCGUCCACAGGUGCAGCUCGCCGUCCACAAGUUAGCUGCACACCAGAAACAAGAGGAGGGCUUGAUGCAUGAUCCUUCAUGGUUGAGCCAGCCAACAAUUGUUUACUUACGUCUCUAUGUAUGCUAUGCUAUUUCAGUAUUUCUGAUCA